Messenger RNA from Fukomys damarensis (Damara mole-rat), 4368 nucleotides. RefSeq names its product LPS responsive beige-like anchor protein (gene Lrba). The record is from RefSeq and is a predicted model, not a curated record. The transcript is spliced from 26 exons. Gene Ontology annotation, cellular component: cytosol; membrane. Gene Ontology annotation, molecular function: protein kinase binding. The coding region runs from base 67 to 3282 and encodes 1071 amino acids. Lineage: Eukaryota; Metazoa; Chordata; Mammalia; Rodentia; Bathyergidae. Gene Ontology annotation, biological process: intracellular protein localization.
CCAUCUAAUGCAAACUUGCCCUCAGUUCCAACAGUUGGUUCAGUUCUACAAGACCCAGUUUCAAAUAUGAGUAUUACAGAGAGACUGGAACAUGCUUUGGAAAAGGCAGCUCCUCUUCUGCGAGAGAUUUUUGUGGAUUUUGCACCUUUUCUUUCUCGGACACUUUUGGGCAGCCAUGGACAAGAACUGCUUAUUGAAGGAACAAGUCUUGUUUGCAUGAAGUCUAGUAGUUCAGUUGUGGAAUUGGUUAUGCUACUGUGUUCUCAGGAGUGGCAGAAUUCUAUUCAGAAGAAUGCAGGCCUUGCUUUUAUUGAACUUGUCAAUGAAGGAAGGUUGCUUAGCCAAACAAUGAAAGAUCAUCUAGUGAGAGUAGCAAAUGAAGCUGAAUUCAUUCUGAGCAGACAGAGAGCUGAGGAUAUUCACAGACAUGCGGAAUUUGAGUCUCUCUGUGCCCAGUAUUCUGCAGACAAGCGAGAAGAGGAAAAGAUGUGUGAUCAUUUGAUAAGAGCAGCUAAAUAUCGAGAUUAUGUGACGGCAACUCAACUAAUUCAGAAAAUUAUCAACAUUCUCACAGACAAGCAUGGAGCCUGGGGAAAUUCCACAGUGAGUCGUCCUUGUGAGUUCUGGCGCCUUGACUACUGGGAAGAUGACUUGCGGCGCCGGCGUCGAUUUGUGCGUAACCCUCUAGGAUCGACACAUCCUGAAGCGACACUAAAAACAGCCGUGGAACAUGGUCAGUGUAUAAACCACUCCUUGCCAAUAGCAGCAGCUGCAGAUGAAGAUAUCCUUGCUAAAGGAAAACAGUCCAUCAAGAGCCAGCCUUUAGGAAAUCAGAACUCAGAAAACGAGAUCCUCUUGGAAGGCGAUGAUGACACUCUAUCAUCCGUGGAUGAGAAAGAUUUAGAGAAUCUUGCCGGUCCUGUUAGCCUGAGCACGCCAGCUCAGCUUGUGGCCCCCUCUGUUGUAGUAAAGGGCACUCUUUCGGUCACUUCCUCUGAACUCUAUUUUGAGGUGGAUGAAGAAGAUCCUAACUUCAAGAAAAUCGACCCCAAGAUCCUGGCAUAUACAGAAGGGCUGCAUGGAAAAUGGCUUUUCACAGAGAUACGAUCAAUCUUUUCUCGUCGUUAUCUUUUGCAAAAUACAGCCCUGGAGAUCUUUAUGGCAAACAGAGUUGCUGUAAUGUUCAACUUCCCAGACCCUGCAACAGUAAAGAAAGUCGUCAAUUAUCUACCUCGUGUUGGUAUUGGAACCAGUUUUGGAUUGCCUCAAACCAGGCGUAUUUCAUUAGCUAGUCCACGACAACUUUUUAAAGCUUCAAACAUGACCCAGCGAUGGCAACAUAGAGAGAUCUCAAAUUUUGAGUACUUGAUGUUUCUUAACACAAUAGCAGGACGGGGUUAUAAUGACUUAAAUCAAUAUCCUGUGUUUCCUUGGGUCAUCACUAAUUAUGAGUCAGAAGAACUGGAUCUUACCUUGCCAAGCAACUUCAGAGAUUUGUCCAAGCCAGUAGGAGCUUUGAAUCCAAAAAGAGCAGCAUUCUUUACAGAACGUUUUGAAUCAUGGGAAGAUGAACAAGUUCCAAAAUUCCACUAUGGUACUCAUUACUCAACUGCAAGCUUUGUUCUUGCAUGGCUGCUAAGAAUAGAACCCUUUACAACUUACUUCCUAAAUUUGCAAGGAGGGAAAUUUGAUCAUGCAGAUAGAACUUUUUCAUCAGUUUCCAGAGCUUGGCGAAACAGUCAGCGUGACACAUCUGAUAUUAAGGAGCUGAUUCCUGAAUUUUAUUAUCUUCCUGAGAUGUUUGUCAACUUCAAUAAUUAUAACCUUGGAGUGAUGGAUGAUGGGACAGUAGUUUCUGAUGUUGAACUUCCUCCUUGGGCCAAAACCUCAGAAGAAUUUGUUCGCAUAAACAGAUUGGCCUUGGAGAGUGAAUUUGUUUCCUGCCAGCUUCACCAGUGGAUUGAUCUCAUUUUUGGCUAUAAACAGCAAGGGCCAGAGGCGGUGCGCGCUCUCAACGUGUUCUAUUACCUGACUUACGAAGGCGCAGUCAGCCUGAACUCAAUAACUGAUCCUGUGUUGAGAGAGGCUGUUGAAGCUCAAAUCCGAAGUUUUGGACAGACGCCUUCUCAGCUGCUCAUAGAGCCCCAUCCUCCCAGAGGUUCUGCCAUGCAGGCGAGCCCCUUGAUGUUCACAGACCAAGCCCAGCAGGAUGUUAUCAUGGUCCUAAAGUUUCCCUCCAACUCCCCCGUCACCCACGUGGCAGCCAACACCCAGCCUGGCUUGGCAACUCCCGCUGUGAUCACAGUUACUGCUAACAGGCUCUUUGCCGUGAACAAGUGGCACAACCUUCCUGCUCAUCAAGGUGCUGUACAAGACCAGCCAUACCAGCUGCCAGUGGAAAUCGAUCCUCUCAUAGCCAGCAAUACAGGAAUGCACAGGAGGCAAAUCACUGACCUUUUAGACCAGAGCAUUCGAGUGCAUUCCCAGUGCUUUGUCAUCACUUCCGACAAUCGCUACAUCCUUGUCUGUGGCUUCUGGGACAAGAGUUUCCGCGUCUACUCCACGGACACAGGAAAAUUGAUCCAAGUGGUAUUUGGUCACUGGGAUGUCGUCACUUGCCUCACUCGUUCUGAGUCCUACAUUGGGGGAAACUGCUACGUUCUCUCAGGGUCACGUGAUGCAACCCUUCUGCUGUGGUACUGGAAUGGAAAAAGCAGUGGGAUUGGAGAUAACCCAGGCAGUGAGACCACCACUCCUCGGGCCAUCCUAACGGGUCACGACUACGAGAUCACGUGUGCUGCCAUCUGUGCCGAGCUGGGCCUGGUGUUAAGUGGUUCCCAAGAAGGACCGUGCCUCAUACAUUCCAUGAACGGGGACUUGCUGAGGACCUUGGAGGGUCCUGAAAACUGCCUGAAACCGAAACUCAUCCAGGCUUCCAGAGAGGGCCACUGCGUCAUCUUCUAUGAGAACGGCCACUUCUGCACAUUCAGCGUGAACGGCAAACUCCAGGCCAGUGUGGACACGGAUGACAACAUAAGGGCCCUGCAGCUGAGUCGGGACGGGCAGUACCUGCUCACAGGAGGAGACAGCGGCGUGGUGCGGGUCUGGCAGGUGUCCGACCUCAAGCAGCUCUUUGCCUACCCUGGCUGCGACGCAGGCAUCCGGGCCAUGGCGCUGUCCUACGACCAGAGGUGCAUCAUUUCUGGCAUGGCUUCGGGAAGCAUUGUCCUGUUCUACAACGACUUCAACCGGUGGCAUCAUGAAUACCAAACCCGCUACUGAGGGUGACGGCUGUGCCUUGGCCCUGCCCCGGGCUGAGCAGGGCAAGGACCCCAGCGGAAAUAGCCACUGCCCCUGAAUGUAACUUAAAAUUGCUUGACUGAGCAAAAUAUUUUUAAAAUUUCACUGCUAUUUUUGUAGACUUUGCUUGAUUUUGGGGGGAGGGGGACAGCAAAGCAAACUGGUUGCUGGGUUCUGUAGUUUAAAGAAAAAUCUAUAUUUUUAGUCAUAAUGAGAACUCUAUUUUCACCAGUUAUGGAAACCAUACGGUGGAGCAGAUAAGCCCACUAUUCUAGCUAUAUUCUGAAAACCACAUUUCCCACAUAUCUGUAAUCUUGAGAAACAUAGUGGGGAAAGGAGUUCUAAUACUGGGACGGGGACUUUUAUGCUGUACUUUCAGUUCUGUAUUUUUCCAAACAAUUGUGUUUCUUUACUGCUCAAAUUUCUGGGAUUUAAAUAGUAAUGUUUAAAUUAUAGCAAAUGUAAAUUAAAAUAUCUCAGUUAAUUAUUUCUAUAUUCUUCUUCAAGCAUGUCUUAGACCUAGAAAAUUAUGUUGUGGGGGAGGUUAUUUUAUUGCGUGGUAAAUGUAAAGGCUCUAAGUUACAGUAAGUGUGAACUAUUUACCAUUUUCCUGAUCUGUCGUCCUCAUAGCACAAGAUGAAAUGCUGGAAAUGCUCUUGGGCUUGAAGCUUUUGUUCUCUCUGAAAGCCCACGCAGGUCACCUGGCCCUGGGGUGGCAGAGUCCUCCCAGGCCCUGGGUUCGAGAGCAGAGGCCACCAGGUGCUGCCAGCAACACCCCUUUCCUUCCCCUGUGCUAAACCAUCUCCACCUUCCUUCUGAUUAGUGAUUUGUACUGAGAAGCAAUGCUAUUUUGGUGUUGUAUAAUUCUACUUUUCUAGUAGAUUGCUGUAUGGAGAUCUGUGAAAAAUAUUUGAGAAAAGGUCUGUAUUACAUAAAUAAACUCUUUGUAUGUUGUGAACUGUGAUGUUUCCAUACAUCUUGCCUGCGUGGCUUCCCCCACCCCUUUUUCCUACACAUUUAGAUAUUUUCUAAAAACCAACAUUACACUGAAUGAUUCAUUUUGGGAAA